CUGCCCCAUGAUUAUUAAUUAACCCUGGGAUUGUAGGUUCUCAUCUGUCCCACCCUAUCCCUGAUAUUAAUCCCUUCCAGGCUGGCGUCUUUUUUCCUUCCCCAGUGUGAACCCCGGGAAUUUGGGUUCUCCUCUCUGUCUCGCUCCCCCUUGCGCCAAGAAAUGGCAGUCUCUCUUUGGAAAAGUUUACUCCAAACCACAAAGAGUAGACUAUUCCUGCAAAGAUGUGUGUCACUUUAUAACAGUGCCCAUGGCUUUGAGGAAGAAGAGAUGAAGAAAAAACUUCAGCAGUUUGAUGGUGGAUCCAUCGACCUUUCUAAGGAAGACAAUGGCAUUGGAGUCCUGACCUUGAACAACCCAAAGCUAAUGAAUGCAUUCACAGGCACUAUGAUGCUAGAACUCCAGGAGAGGGUAACUGAACUGGAAAAUUGGAAGGAUGGGAAAGGUCUUAUCAUCCAUGGUGCAGAAAAUACUUUUUGCUCAGGAUCUAAUUUGAAUGCUGUCAGAGCAAUGUCCAGCCCACAGGAUGGAAUGAACAUCUGCAUGUUUAUGCAAAACACCUUAACCAGACUUAAGAGGCUGCCUCUGAUUAGUGUUGCAUUAGUUCAAGGAAAAGCUCUGGGAGGUGGAGCAGAAUUUACCACCGCAUGUGAUUUCAGGUUAAUGACUCCAGGAAGCGAGAUUAGAUUUGUCCACAAGCAAAUGGGUUUAGUACCAGGCUGGGGUGGAGCUGCCAGGCUAGUACAAAUUGUUGGCAGUGGUGCUGCCCUGAAGCUGCUAAGUGGUGCUCUCAAAGUGGAUCCUGAGAGCGCAGUACAUCUCGGGCUGGCUGAGGAAACUUUGCCGUCUUCAGAUGAAACCAAAUCUUUAGAAGAAGCCCAAGCAUGGCUAAAUCAAUAUACAAAGGGUCCAGCCGAAGUGAUUCAGGCUGUGAAAAAGGUGGUCACAGCAGGAAGAGAGCUACAGUUCGAAGCUGCUUUACGGGCAGAGAAGGACAUUUUUGGAACUGUUUGGGGUGGGCCUGCCAAUUUGCAGGCCUUAGCUCAAAGCACAAAACACAAAUGAUUAACUGUCAAUGCAUAAGAAAAAUGUUUUUGAUCUUUUGCAAACAAAGCCUCCACUAAAGCAGGCAUUUAUUUGAUCCAUUUAAGAAUUUGUUCAUUUAAACUGGCACUAACAUUCCUAGCUUGCAUAUCAUGGAACCAUAUUUGGUGUGCUACCACAGAGAGAAAUCCCCAGUGGAUCCUUUGCUGUUCUAAUCACAGGUAGAAUGGAAAUCAGUGAAAUUAAAGGUAAAUUCUGUGUUGGGAAUUGAACUGUUACUGUCUCAGAAUGGGGUUGAAGACUAUGUUCUUGUUUUGUUUUGAAUUAUUCGCUUGUGAAGAUGCUAGGUUGACUGCACUAGAAAUAAAGCCUAUUCAUCAACCGAACAAGUGCAUCCCAAGCAGGAAAGUACACUUCCCCCCCAACUUGCUGUCAGUGUGCCUCAAGGCAGUUUUGGUGGGACCACCACUAAGGUGACAGGGACGUUUAUUUUCCGUCUUCAAUCAAUUCUUGGCCUCUCUGCUGAGAAUGCAAACCAGGACGCUAAUUGGUAGUGAUGGUUUUUAGAGGUGAAGGACUCCACUAGCACAAGUAACUUCAAAUAAGACAGCAAUUUUUGCUUUCUGUUGGCAUUCUUUGGAAUUCCAGCGUUUGCUUUUGGGAAUUGUUGUUUAACUUGCCCCUGUUCAUAACUUUCUUGUGAUUAAUUUUUCAUUACUUUUCAUAAAGAAAAAAUAAAUAAAAAAUACAUAAUUGUAAAUGACUUCCAGCUUAUAUACAUAACCCAAUACUGCACAUUUCACGGGAUUGCCAAUAGAAUUAUGCAGUUACACAACUUUACAACUUGUCAAAGCUGCAAUACAAAAUCAGACAAUGUUACACAGACAUAAGCUGUUAGAGUGGAGGUAAUAAUAAUAAUUAAUAAUAAAAGAUGUACACAAAUAGGGGAGAAAGGGAGGGAGGAAUGGGAGGUGGGAAAUGGGAGGGAAACAGUGGAGACGUCAGGUGGAAAGGAAGUCUGAUAUUAUUUGAGCUAUCUCCGUAUUCUUUAGCCAAAUGUAUCUAGAAAUGGGGGACGAAUUUCAAAUUCAUAUCAUUGCUCUCUACAUCUAUAAGCUUUCUUAUUCUUAUACAUAUAUAUUCUUUCUUUCACUACUCAGCCAGGUCAAAAUAUCACUGCUCUAAUCUGGGCAUAAGCCUAUUCCAUUAUUAUAAAACCAUUCGUAAUCAUUGCAGUCCUCAAGAACCAAAGUGUUUGUGAUGGAGUUCAACCCAGAAUAGCAGGUACAUAACCUAGGAUACAACUUUCAGCUGAGGUUUGGUUGCUGAAGCCAAGCACUGUUUUCACUCUUCUGUCCACCUCUUUUCCACAGUUGCCUGACUAUUGGACAGUCCCACAGCAUGUGCACUAGGGUUCCUUUCUCCUUAUUUACAGCACCAACAACAUCAGAGGACAAGGCCUGCAUCUUGCACAACUUUUGUGGCAUCCAGUACAUGUUGAAUAGAAUCUUUUGCUGUAACAGAUGUAACCUGAGUUCCACAGAAACAUUUUUAACAUUCUGUGAUAUGCUUUGCCACUAGGAUCAUUUUAAGGGCUGUGAUAACCCUUUCUCAUUCUUUCACAAACAACCCCAGACCAAUCAAGUUCCUCUUCAUUAGUAAAGCAGACCUAGUGGACAAGGGUGUGGGGAGUUUAUGAAGCAUUUCCAAGAUUUCCAAUAGCUCUAGAGCCUCUGACAGUCCUAGGGCAUCUGGACCAAUUUGAUAGUUAGCAAGUGUUUUUGUUGUAAACACUGCCACUCUGCUGAGGGUGUCAGGUUAUAGCUUUGCUUUAGUGUUGGAAAAGAGGCAAAGCCCUCAUCCUUGACAAAAUGGGAAAUGAUGCCCUUGCUCAGCCAGUUCUUCCACAUUAUAUCUUUUUCCCCAAAUUGCUAGACAGGGUUACCCCAAAUUGAUGCUUUUGCAUGAUGGUGAGGAUGAAAGACCUGAAGACCCAAAGAGCUAGAUCCUCAAAGGAAUUUAGGCACCACAGUGCUGAGUAUUGUAGCAUGUAACCUUAGGUGGCCUGCUACCCAGUAGAACUCCCAGCCCCAAGUUAGGAACCCAGGCUCCUCAUGCAUUGUACUCCGUACCGGAUUUACCAUGGCACCAUGGCGCCGGGUCCACAGUCCAAAGGGGCCCCGGCCUGCUCUUCUCCACCACCACCCUGCUCUCUCCUGUAGGGGCAGAAGAUUGAUGCUACCGGCUCUUGCUGCAGCAGGGCAGGCUCUGCCGGCAGCCGAGCUCCUCCCCCGCCUCUUCCCUCAGCGUGCUACGUUCUCUCCCCUCCCCCUCUCCCUGCUGCCGAUCAGCUCUUUGCCAGCUGGAGGGAGGGGGAAGAGCGGAGCCUCAGCAUGCUCGGGGGGGAGGGGGGAAAGGAGAAGAGGCGGGGCCUUGGGGAAGGGGCUGGAAUUGGGGCAUACCCCCACGACCCUAGCUCACCCCACCAGCCCUCUGCCCACCCUGACCCCUGCACCCUCUCACACCCCCAGCCCCCUGCACCCCAUCACACACACCCACCCCCCUGCACCUCCCACACCUCCCCUGCCCUGACCCCUGCACCACCUCACACACCCAGCCCUCUGCCCUGACCCCUGCACCCCCUCACACCUCCCCAGCCCUCUGCCCUGACUUCUGCACACCCCCCACACACACCCCAGCCCCCUGUAUUCAGUUUGAUUAGACAUAGAUUUGCGCAUUUUAUUUUAUUUUGCUUGGUGAGUUACUUUGUUCUGUCUGUUACUACUUGGAACCACUUAAAUCCUACUUUCUGUAUUUAAUAAAAUCACUUUUUACUUAGUAAUUAACUCAGAGUAUGUAUUAAUACCUGGGGGAGCAAACAACUGUGCAUAUCUCUCUUUCAGUGUUAUAGAGGGCGAACAAUUUAUGAGUUUAUCCUGUAUAAGCUUUAUACAGGGUAAAACGGAUUUAUUUGGGUUUAGACCCCAUUGGGAGUUGGGCAUCUGAGUGUUAAAGACAGGAACACUUCUGUUAGCUGCUUUCAGGUAAACCUGCAGUUUUGGGGCAAGUAAUUCAGACCCAGGGUCUUUGUUGGAGUAGACAAGUGUGUCUGGUUCAGCAGGACAGGGUGCUGGAGUCCUGAGCUGGCAGAAAAGGCAGGGGUAGAAGUAGUCUUGGCAAAUUGGGUGACAGCUCCCAGGGGGUUUCUGUGAUCCAACCCGUCACAGGGAUGUCAGAUGAUUGGGGUAUUUUCAAUCUUUUCUGUUUAUAGUUGGAUGGUUAAUUUAUUCUUGUUAUUGGUGAAGACUGACAACUGGAUUUAUUUUUGAUGUAUGGUUUGCAUUAGUAAAUAAGUGUGAAACUGCCUAGACCUUCAGAAAGGCAUUCUUUGAUUUAGGUUUACAAAAAGGAAAAGAAUUAUUUUGACUUUCAGAUAUCAGGUGGUUGUUGCAGGACCAUCAGUUACAGUUCAUGUGGAAGUGAUGCAAAUAAGAAAUAGAUGCGAUUGAAAAACAAACAUGAAAUCCCAGGAUCCUAUAUUUUAUUAGCUUCAACAAUGGAUCCUUGCAGAAAACUAUAUACAAGAAACUCAGAGAUCACCACAGAGCCCGUAACCACCCCCAAACAAACCAAGAAAUUUGUGGUCUACAGCCAGAUACUCAGGUACUACAGAAUAUGCUCCAAGGAGAAAGUCCAGAACACACACACUUAAAAACCAUCUUCACCAAACAAGGACACUUCACCAGAGAAGUAGAACUUGUCAUGGAAUGAGCCACCCAAAUAUUGUAAAAGAACCUGCUUCAAUAUGAGGAGAAGGAAACCUCUGACCAACUCCCCAAAUUGUCAUCUGCCACCUCACGCUGGAACCUGCACAGCAUAUUAUUAAAGAACUAUGAUCCAUACGCAAUGGGGACCACAUCCUGAAAGAAAUCUUUCCCAAACUCUUUCUUCUGGCCUUCAAAAAAAAAAUCCAACCUCAUCAAGCUCAUCAGCUGCAGCAAACUCCCCAGAGACCAGGACACACCAAUUCAAAGUGGCACCAGACCCUGCCAUAACAGCAGAUGCAAAAUCUGUAGACAUAUCGCCAUUGCUAUGACAAUCAAUACCUCUCAACAAGAUCCAUGGAUCCUAGAUACGCUUAUUACAACAUGUGGUGCACCACACCCACUGCAUUUAAUGCCCCAAUAACUGUGUGGGUGAAACCAGACAAUCACUACACUCUCAAAUGAACUCACGCAGAAAAAUGACAACAGACAAAAACACUCAUGGGUGAAAACUUUUCACAGAACGAUCACUCCAUAUCUGACCUCUCAAUCCUCGCCCGCAAAGAAAACCUCCACACCUUCAAAAGAUGAUCCCAGGAACUUAAAUUUAUAAGUUUGUUAGACACUAAAAUCAUGGACUCAGUGAAGACACUGGAUUUAUGGCUCAUUACCACAAUCUAUAACCCACUAACUCUCCUUUGGCCUAUGACUGCAGAGACGUUUGUCCAGUUCACCUUGAGUUGUCUCUUACAACAAGUAAAUUCCUUAUGCUAAACAAUCUUUCACCUUGUACUUAGCUGUGAUACUGUGGGUACCUGUUCCAGACCUGAAGAAGAGCUCUGUGUAAGCUUGAAAGCUUGUCUCUUUCACCAACAGAAGUUGGUCCAAUAAAAGAUAUUAUCUCA
Messenger RNA from Malaclemys terrapin pileata, 5713 nucleotides. It is a transcript of the gene ECHDC1, whose product is annotated as ethylmalonyl-CoA decarboxylase 1. Gene Ontology annotation, biological process: fatty acid beta-oxidation. NCBI's taxonomy places the organism in Eukaryota, Metazoa, Chordata, Testudines, Emydidae. Gene Ontology annotation, molecular function: enoyl-CoA hydratase activity. The coding region runs from base 163 to 1065 and encodes 300 amino acids. The record is from RefSeq and is a predicted model, not a curated record. Gene Ontology annotation, cellular component: cytosol. The transcript is spliced from 6 exons.